This is a messenger RNA of Perca fluviatilis (European perch), 1888 nucleotides long. RefSeq names its product OX-2 membrane glycoprotein-like. Lineage: Eukaryota; Metazoa; Chordata; Actinopteri; Perciformes; Percidae. The record is from RefSeq and is a predicted model, not a curated record. The transcript is spliced from 10 exons. Gene Ontology annotation, molecular function: cell-cell adhesion mediator activity. Bases 345 to 1463 code for a protein of 372 amino acids.
CUCAGUUUCAGUUUCGGGAAAGUUUGGACUAGAGCGUUGGCAUUGAAAGACUGCGCAGUUUAGAUUAUAGCCUAUAAGAUAUAGCCUAGUGUUUCUGUAGGCAUACUUAUUUGUAAGUUCCUAGAAUUGCGUGCAACUACCAAACCAUACACACACCUUUAUUCCAAUAAAACACCUAAAAGGAACAUCUUGUCUGCAUUCUGAUCGAUGCCCCAUCGUGGCCACAACCUUUUAAAGUCCUUCCCAGUCAACAAAACUUGGGCGGUAAAUUUGAAUUAAAGACCAGCCAAAAAUAUGUCCUUCCCAGUCACCAAAACUUGGGCGGUAGAUUUGAAUUAGACCCGAUGGCGCUCCGUGCAGUCCUUCAAUUCCUUUGUGCGUUGGGAGUCUUUCACAAAGGUGUAACCUCUCUGAUAGAAACCCAGCAGACUGUGAUGGCAGCAGUGGGAGAAGAGGCUCAGUUAAACUGUCAGCUGAUGCAAUCUAAAGAUGUUCUGCAGGUCACAUGGCAGAAACUUUUACCUGAUGGGGAGAAGAAUCUAGCUACUUACAGCAACAAAUUUGGUAAAUCAGUGAAUCCUGACUUUAGAAACAACGUGGAGUUUAAAUGUGCUGGACUACAGAACAGCUCCAUAGUCAUCAGGAAGGUGACGGAGCAGGAUGAAGGAUGCUAUCUCUGUUUGUUUAACAUCUACCCUGAAGGUGCUCUCACUGCUAUAACCUGCCUCCUACUCUAUGAGCUGCAUGAAGCCAUUCUCCAUGUUGGAGAAUCCAACUCUCCUGAAGAGGCAGUAGUGUCCUGCUCGGCCACAGGUCGACCUGCUCCCACAGUUACACUGACUGUCCCUCACCACAACUCUUCCAGUGUCACCAACACCAACGGUACAGUCACUGUCACCACUACAGCUGUGCUGCCUCGUCUCCAUGGCAACAGCACACGGGUUGGAUGUGCAGUGCGAGUGCUCUCUAGUCCUCAGAUAGAGGUGUUCACCAUGAUUCCUGAGAUCAGACAGCCGUCUGCUGAUGGUUUUGAUGAGGAAUCUGAAACUAAUAAUAGUGAUCGCAGUAGGACUUGGAUCAUAUUGCCUGUGGUAUUGGUAGCCUGUGUUUGUGUUGUUGCUGCUGUCAUCAUCACUGCCAUCAUGCUUAGACAAAAAAAUCACAACAGUCUGUCACACAGGGAGGUGGAUGAGAUGUCUCCAACUGCAAUCCAUGAUACUAUUAAUCUGUCACACAGGGACUCUGAGGAGAACAAGACGGACAACACAAGCAUCCAAGAACCUGAUGAGGUCCAUACGUGUGUAGUCACGCAGGACAAUCAGAUCAGAAAACGGACACCUCCUGAGAAAAGUCCGACAAGUGACAAGCCAGAGCCGUCACCUUCAAUACUGGCCUCAUCAACAAAGGCCCGGGACCCCCCUCUUACCCCCACUGGCACUGACUCUGUCCUCAUCCACAUCUGAUGUCAUGCGAUACACUAACGCAAUGAACUUUAUACUUAUUUAUUAACAUAUGUGGUUAUUGAGUUUUACCACUAUGUCUAAUUAUCUCAUUUUAGAUGACAUGUUUUUAUUUCCUAUUGACAAUUCUUUACUUCGCACAUCUGAGUUAGUUUUUUUGUUAAUAAAACAGUUUUUAUAAAAAGUUUGUGUGAUGAAGGGGGUUUUACUGGCAUUCACAUGUUAUUGUUGCCCUGGAUUUAUAAUCUCUCUAUCCAUCUAGAUCAUAUUAUUUCACAGGCAGGGUGUAAGUAUAUUAAUAGGCUACUCCUUAAACUGUUGGCUAUACCUAGGCUUGUUAUUAAUAAUAAUGAUAUUAAUUUAUGCAGGUGAGAUGUUGUCUAUAUGCCGACACAGAAAAAAAGUUCAAACACCACAAAACAUCUCAA